AUGAGCUUCCCGCGGCCCUUGCGCCGGUCGGUGAGCCUGAACCCGGCCCGGACCCUCCGGCUGGUGGUGCUGGGGCAGAGCGCUGUGGGCAAGACAGCUUUGACAGUGAGAUUUAUCACCAAGCGAUUUAUCGGUGAUUAUGACCCUACAUUAGAGAUGAUUUACAGGCAUACAGCUGUCAUUGAUGGAGAGAUGGUGCAUUUUGAAAUUCUUGACACAGCAGGACAGGAGGAAGACUCCUUACAAAUAGAAGAGAAGAUCAAAUGGGGAGAUGGCUUUGCUGUGGUUUACUCCGUCACUGACAGAUGCAGCUUUGACGAAGUCAUGAGGCUGUGUUUCCUCAUCAACCACAUCCAUUCCAGCCCAAAGAGGAGCAGUGGUAGUGAGCAGCCACCAGUGGUGAUCGUUGGAAAUAAGAAGGACCUGCAGUUUGACAGGAUGGUGACCUCUGAGGAUGGGGAGAACCUCUCCAAGGCCUUGAAGCACCCUUUCUAUGAGAUUUCUACCAGGGACAGCUACGAGGAGACAGUGAUGGUGUUCAACACCCUGUAUAAUGAGCUGAUGAAGCAAGGGCAUUUUUCUCCAGGGACCUUCAAGAGGCGAGCCGUUUCAAAACUAAUGGAGAAGAUCCCUAGGAUUCAUGCCAACUCAACCCUGACCUCAGGUGGCAGGAGCCUGAGCUUCAACUCUUUCAGAGAUUACAUCCCAGAGUGAACCUUUAAGCAGGCAUUGUGUGGUGGUAAAUAAUGCAUGCAGGGACCAGCAGGAGUUGGCAAAGGGGAGGCUGCAGAACCGGAUGCGAUCCGAGUGAAGAGUCCUGUACAUAGUUAGGGAGGCGCGUUUUUUUUUUAAAGCAUCUUUAAUCCAGUAAAAUCACAGGAUGACCUCGGGCUGAUUUUAGCAAGGGGCUAGGUGAUACAGACAGAAAUGCAUCACAUCUCCUUUAGAGCUUGGUCUUCUAAAUCGUGGCUGAUGGUGCAUUAGGUGACAUGCAUUAGGUUAGGUGGCCUCUUUCUUUUCCCUCUGGACCUGCUGCACAUUGUGAUUUGAUGAUCUCAGUUCAAGGAAGCAAAGAAUGUCCUUGUACAUCCAGACCUGGGCACUGAGUUUGGACCUUGCUGUGUAUCAGCAUCUCUUGUAGGGAGGUGGAGUCUACACUGAAGACUCACUCUCCUCUCCCUCAGCACAACAUUCACAGCUAAUAGAAUAAUAUUUAUACUGCAUUUUGGCUAUUGAUUCUACCAGUAAUUGAUAAAGUACACUCUUGCUUAUCCAGAGGUAGGAGGAGGACAUUGUGAUUAGUGGCUUGAAUGUGUGGAUAAAAGAAAGUGCUGUUUACAUGUGGUUAUGGGGAUAUAAAACUUCACGGGAGAGUAAAUUUAGAUAAGCUGUAAAUUUACAGAGCUGUACUGACCAAAAGGCCCUCAAGUUCAAUGCAAAGCCCUUCUGUUGAGGCAAGAUAAUCAAUAAGCUCCCUGCAUGUGUCAUUUGAAGAGUGAGAAUGCAGGUCAUUGUUCUUUUAUUGGAGUAUGAAUGUCAUUACCAGGAAAUAUAUUUUAGUCUCUCUUUCCUUUCAGUAGACUUCUGUAAACCACUUACAAACAGAUUAAGCCGCCUUAUGGUGCUGCUCAACAGUUCUACAACAGCUUAGUUUCCUCCUCUUCUAAUCUUCAUCCAUUAUACUAAUUCACCUUUUUAAAUUAACUGGGGAAAUGAAGGAAAAAUUUGUUUCUGCCACCAAGCUAGAGCCUUUCUCCCAAGUCAUUUAUCGCUUCCUUUUCUAAGGACCACUCAAAAGUACUCUUCAAAGACUCCUGAGAACUUGCUGUCCUGGGAAGAUAUACGGCAGACUCAUGAGCUCAGUUUUUUUCUCAGAGACUUCUAGCCCACCUCUCACUCUGUGCGCCACCCACUUCCGUGUGGGCAGCACAAAAAUGCCUUGUGUCUCAAAUAGUCAAUGAUUUUACUCAAACCUUCAGCGAUGCUUCUUAAUUCUGAUGACACUAAAUAUGCCUGCUUUUCUCUCAGUCUUGAUUAAAACUGAAAACUAUGGUUGGCUUAUUUUCCUAAAUGUCCCUAAACCAAAUAAACGUCCUGUAGUAAA
Molecule: messenger RNA, 2104 nt
Organism: Eublepharis macularius
Lineage: Eukaryota; Metazoa; Chordata; Lepidosauria; Squamata; Eublepharidae
Product: ras-related and estrogen-regulated growth inhibitor-like
Exons: 4
Coding region: 1-714 (237 amino acids)
Molecular function (GO): GTP binding; GTPase activity
Source: RefSeq, a predicted model, not a curated record